AUGAUAUACAUUAUAAUAAAAAGGAUGAUUUGGAUAAUAAUAUAUCAGAUUUACCUAUUCCUUCUAAGAAUAUUAAAUCUACAGGGACAUCAUUAAAUAAUUUAGAUUAAUUUACUAAAUAAUCUAUUGAAUUCUAUCCUUAGAACAAUGGUAAACUCUAGUAAAUGUAAUCAAUUGUAGAUGUAGCUUAACAAAAAAUUUGAAGAAUAAUAUAAUGAUAAUAAUGAAUUGCAAUAAUUAAUAGAAUAGAUUUAAAUAUUAAAUAUAAAAAAUAUUGAUACUAAAAAAGAAUGUUUUAAAAUUAAUAUACUUGAAUAAAAAGUAUGCAAAAAAAAUGCUCCAUUAAUAUAUAAGAUAGGAAAUAAAAUAAGUUUUGAAUAAAUUGAUUAAUAAUAUGCUGAUUUUUUUAAGAAAGAAAAUAAUUUUACUGUUAUUGGUUCAAUUUAAUAGAUAAGUAUAUUUAGAACAAUAUUAAUAAUGAUUGAAUAAAUUAUAAAAGAACUUAAAAAAGAAUUAGGAAUUAUUGAAGGUUAGAUUAAAAGUACCUAUUAUUUAUUUAAAAAGAUUAAUAAUGAAAUUGUAUGAUAUAGAAUUAUAAUUUAAAAUAACAAUAAUUUAGAUAAGAAAUUAAUAUAAUAUAUAAUAAAUAUAGUGAAGAAAUAUUUCCUAUGGAUAAAGCUACUCCAAUUAAAAUUAAAGGUUCUAAAUAAAAUAUUGAAUCAACUGUUUCAGAAAUAUCUAAGAUUCUAAAAACCUUAUGUGUUUAAAGAUUAUAUAUAAUUGAAAUGAAACUAAAACUGUUUAAGAAAAUAUGUAUCAUCUAAAAUAAUAUGCUGAGAUUCGUAAAUAUAGAGAUCAAUCAUCCAUUCUUUUAUAUCUAAUAUAGAGAGAAAGAAGUUUGUUUGAUUGGUAAUCUUUAAUAGAUUUAAGAGACUAGUAAUGCUAUUAAAUUACUUUUGGAAUAAGAAACUAAUAUAACAUAUUUUAUUGUACUCAUUUCCCCAUAAUUUAAAGAAUAAUGUAAAUAAGUUAAAUAGAGAAUUGAAAAGGAUUAUCAUCUAUAAAAGUAUUAUUGUUUGAAGCUUCACUUCCUAGAAAGAAUAUGA
Molecule: messenger RNA, 1106 nt
Organism: Paramecium sonneborni
Lineage: Eukaryota; Ciliophora; Oligohymenophorea; Peniculida; Parameciidae
Source: the annotation of a GenBank genome assembly